Molecule: messenger RNA, 2776 nt
Organism: Neoarius graeffei (lesser salmon catfish)
Lineage: Eukaryota; Metazoa; Chordata; Actinopteri; Siluriformes; Ariidae
Product: growth hormone secretagogue receptor type 1-like
Exons: 3
Coding region: 706-1623 (305 amino acids)
Biological process (GO): hormone-mediated signaling pathway; G protein-coupled receptor signaling pathway
Cellular component (GO): plasma membrane
Molecular function (GO): growth hormone secretagogue receptor activity
Source: RefSeq, a predicted model, not a curated record
UAACAACACACAUUAAAAAGUGGGGGAAAAGUCAGCUAUGUGGAAAUAUUUAUAAAAUUGUAUAAUAUUUUCAUUGAAAAUGUUCUGUGCAUUUACUGUUUGUUGCAUUUUUACUCCUCACACACACACACACACACACACACACACACACACACACACACACACACACACAGUGGGACAGCAGGAGAUGCUACUGCUACUGAUUCACUCACUGAUCCAAUCAGUCAAUUACAGGAGGGGUUUGUGUGUAUAGAGUUGUAGCCCUUUGUGAGGACCAAAUGUCCAGAUGAUAAAAAUUCCUGAUAGUUUUGACCUUGUAGCAACUUUUUGGACUUUUAUCCCUUCUUUUCAGUUUUCAUCAAAAUUUUCCCUGCUGUAAAACAGACAGGCCUCCAGGUCUGUUCAACUCUCUCCACACUCUAAAGUGGAGAUAUGAACACAUUGCAUGCUUGGUACGUGUGUGUGUGUGUGUGUGUGUGUGUAUUUUCUCUGUACAGGGCGAUUGAGCCGUUUGAUCUCUUCCUCCUGUCCAGUGCACAGCAGGAGAGAGAGAGAGAGAAAGAGAGAGCGAAUGAACAGAGGGAAGGACACUCCGAGUGAACAUUUUGACGAUGGAGGAACAAACGCACCUUCUGCACUACACUAACUCUGAUCUUUAUCUUCCUGCUCCAUAAGGACCUGAGUGUGUGUGUGAGAGAGAGAGAGAUGGAUCUAACAGAGGAACAUUUUGGUUCUGGUUGGUGUGGUGGUUGUGAGAAUGAGAGUGGUUCGAAUUGGGGUUAUUCAGAUUACUCAGCCUUCAGCCACUCUGAACUGGUUGCUGUAACGACAGUGUGUGUGCCACUCCUGGUGUUUGGCUUGAUGGGUAAUAUUUUAACCAUCUUGGUGGUGUGGCUUCGCCCCCAAAUGAGAAGCACCACCUACUUUUACCUGAGCAGCAUGGCGGUGUCGGAUAUCCUGAUGCUGGUGCUGAUGCCCCUUGACCUGUACAAGCUGUGGUGGUACCGCCCUUGGUUUCUAGGUGACGCAGUAUGUAAACUUUCCCAGUUUGUGAGCGAGUGCUGCACUUUCUCAUCCAUCCUGCAUAUGACAGCUUUGGGGGCGGAGCGUUACGUGGGCGUGUGUUUCCCACUCAGAGCCCGACUCCUUGUGACACGGGGCCGUGUUCGUGUGCUGAUUGGUGCACUGUGGGGCGUGGCUGUUCUGAGUGCAGGCCCUGUGCUGGGGCUGGUAGGGGCAGAGCCUGUGGAAGGUAACCUGACAGAGUGCCGUGUGACUCAGUGGGCGGAGUCUUCAGGCCUGAUGGUGGCCAUGUUGUGGCUCUCUAACCUGUAUUUCAUCAUCCCACUAACAACGCUAACCCUGCUCUACACACUCAUCGCCCGCCGACUACGCCAACGCAGACAUAUCCACCGAGACCACACCCACCGCCAGACCUUGAGAAUGAUGGCGCCGCAGUCAACCCACUGCUCUACAACAUCAUGUCCUCCCGUUACCGUGACAACGUCCGCGCCCUGCUCUGCCCCCGCACCUGACCCCUGCCAGUCCCCUCCCUUUCCAGCACACACUUCUGACCACUGUGUGUGUGUGUGUGUGUGUGUGUGUGUGUGUAUUGUCAUCUAAAUGGAUUCUGGGAAGAAUCUGUUGCUUACCAGGAACAGAACCCCCCAGAAGACGUGUGUGUGUGUAUACUUGCUACAUAUUGAGCACCGGAAUAUGUUUUUAACCAAAAGACUGAAGACAUUUUGGCUGGUCCUUGCUUCUUCAAAGGGCUGUUUAAGGGUUAAGGCUUAGUUUUAGGGUUUAGGUUAAGGGUGAGGUUAGUCAGUUGGUUGUGAUGAUUAAUGUUAUGGUAAGGGGCUAGGGAAUGCAUCAUGUCAGUGAGGGUCUCCGCAAAGAUAGAAGUCCAAGUGUGCGUGCGUGUGUGUUCUGUCCUGUCCCCUCUGUGAUGGUUCAGUCCUAAAUGCUAAUAUUUAGAAAUGUAGUGUGUGAUCAAAUGGUGUGUAUUACCUGUAAUGCACUAGUGAUGGGAAGUUCAGAUCUAUUUACUAACCCAAAUCUUUGAACCUCAUUCAGUAAAAUGAACAAAACUUUUCUAAUAAUUUGUUCAUUGGAACUAGUGUAAUGCUGUAGCCCCUAUAUGGUUCUCAAACACUAAGAGCAACAUGGUUUGGUUCACUUGGUAAAUUCUAAUACACAAGUUCACUUUUGUUAAGCUCUUCAGGGGCUUUUUGGACCAUAGCCUGCUGAGUUAUUCAGUUGAAACGACUGAUUUAGUUCAAGUUCAAUUGCCCAUACGAGAGAGCUGCACCCAUCAAUAAAAAUGCAUGAUAGCUAUUCACUUUAGCCAACCUGGUCAUUAAAGACCAGUUAUAAAGUUAAAUAGAUUAUUAAAUAUAUAUUUAAAAAAAAACCAUGCUGUUCAGCCAGACCCAAAGCCCUGUAGUGAUGAUUAAUGAGUGAAUCAGUUGUCUCUACAUUGAGAAUAUGAAGCAGUUAUGUGACAAGUAAAUAAGAGACUCGUAACUGACAGACUGAAUGAAUCUGAGCCUGAGUGUCACACAUGCACAGCCAGGGGAAAAUGAACAAAUCACUCUCUGAGACAAUUCGUUACUAUAAUGUAGUGGGAACAGUGUGUGUCAUGAAAGAAAGUGUGAAGUUAAAGCUUUGUGAUCUGGAACACUGAACUGGAAGCCACAUGGUUUUAACUGUACAGUGCUAAUCAGGCUGAGACAGAUUCAAAUUCAUACUGUUAGACUUAAUUCUAACGACUGUA